AUGCUGUCUUGUCGUGGUAUGCCGGUUCGAAUCCGGCCAAGCGCAUUGUUUAAUCAUAACUAUAACUUGUGUAGUAGGUUUUCAUCAGUUUUAGCUGUGCUUGUCCUGUCGGACGAGGAAUCCUCAAUGCGCCGUACGUUCAACUCACUUUCCCUGUUUGGGCUCCUGCUAGCUGCCAGCUGGUCUGGUGGUAUGCCGGUUCGAAUCCGGCCAAGCGCAUUGUUUAAUCAUAACUAUAACUUGUGUAGUAGGUUUUCAUCAGUUUUAGCUGUGCUUGUCUUGUCGGACGAGGAAUCCUCAAUGCGCCGUACGUUCAACUCACUUUCCCUGUUUGGGCUCCUGCUAGCUGCCAGCUGGUCUGGCUAGUUCUUCUCCCCUCCUUUGAGGUGGUUUACUGUUGUCUUUUCGGCGGUCAAGCGAAGAACAAUGCAAGACGUGAUAUGAUCAGCAAGUUUUAGGUGUCCCCCCCGGGAAUUAAAUAAGCAAGAGACUCCUGCCAAAAACAGCCAAAUAGACUUAGCCAUUACAGCCCUUUCCAUAUUACCCUUAAAUUUUCUAACUUUCCCCCUUAAUUAUAAACUUCCUCCUCAUCUCGUCCUCGUAAUUAGGCAUUAUAUCUAUGGAUAGCCCAUCAUAAUUACAAUUAAUUUCUAAUUAAUAAAAACCACUCUUUCAUCUGAGCUAC
Messenger RNA from Mucor mucedo, 685 nucleotides. RefSeq lists its product as uncharacterized. The record is from RefSeq and is a predicted model, not a curated record. Bases 1 to 366 code for a protein of 121 amino acids. NCBI's taxonomy places the organism in Eukaryota, Fungi, Mucoromycota, Mucoromycetes, Mucorales, Mucoraceae. The transcript has 3 exons.